Molecule: messenger RNA, 777 nt
Organism: Exserohilum turcica Et28A
Lineage: Eukaryota; Fungi; Ascomycota; Dothideomycetes; Pleosporales; Pleosporaceae
Exons: 1
Source: RefSeq, a predicted model, not a curated record
AUGUAUUCGACAAGUCGGCACGUGGUCCUCGUCGCCGCGUCCGUCUCCCUCCUCCUGCUCAUCGCAAUAUUGCUGUCAACAGCCAUCGAAAUCCGCGGAACACCAGCACCAGUCAUACAGAUACCGCUCGCGCAGGCAGCCAGAAUAGGAGACGGCGACGACUUGGUCGCGGCAAAGGAGCUGCUAAACGGCACCAGCUUUGACCGCGGUGAUGUGUUCAACGGCACCAGCAUCGUAUCCGGAGUCACCCUCGCACCCACUCCCACCAUGACGGCAACCGAGGAAGGAAUAAUUGGCAUUACCGCUGAACCGCAGAAGAGCAAGGGCUGGGAUGCCGAAGGCGUCCUGGGACCCAAAAUCACGGCUACACCUACCCCGAAGCCAAAACCGCGCCCUCUUUCUCCCCCACAGCUGCCCAUUGUCGCUCUUACGUACUCGGGCGCGGGCGGUCCCAAACACUGUCGCGGCAGACUGCUAGCAAAAACACACUUCCCGCCGCCCCUCGAAACCUGGAAAAAUGGAACCUGUGUGAAUCUCCCGGCCGAAGCGCGCUGCGGCGUCUUCUUCUCCAACAAAGGCGACAACUGCGAGGCGCAGCUUUUUAACGUCGAAAACUGCUAUAAUACCUCGCGCUCCUACAUCAACACGGUCGUGUUUAUGCCUGAGGAACGGCCUGUUGGUGCGCUCUGGACGAGCAUGUGGGUGCGUUGCGGAGUCGAUGUGCCUGAGGCCAAGAUGCUGGAUCCGGGUAUUCUCGGUGGCGCGCUGAAGAAGCCU